Messenger RNA from Staurois parvus, 460 nucleotides. The record is from the annotation of a GenBank genome assembly. NCBI's taxonomy places the organism in Eukaryota, Metazoa, Chordata, Amphibia, Anura, Ranidae.
UGCGCGGCUCAGGGAGCGCGCAGCGCGGUGAUCGGCGGUGCGCUGUGUCCCUCGGACACAGCCGACCACCGAUCAUAGGAACCGGCUGGGUCAUGUGAUCAGCUGUGUCCAAUCACAGCUGAUCACAUGGGACAUGUACACUGAUCAUCAGGGCACUGAUGAUCAGUGUGCCCUGAUGAUCAGUGUAGUCCCAGCAGUGCCACCUGUCAGUGCCUCGUGCCAGUGCCCAUCAGUGCCACAUAUCAGUGCCUACCAGUGCACAUCAAUGCCACAUAUCAGUGCCCAUCUGAGCUGCCUUUCAGUGUCACCCAUCAGUGCCAGUCAGUGCCACCUAUCAAUGCCAAUCAGUGCCACCUAUCAGUGCUGCCAAUCAGUGCCACCUAUCAGUGCCAGUCAGUGCUGCCUAUCAGUGUGCAUCAGUGCUGCCUAACAGUGCUUGUCAGUGCCGCCUAACAGUGCC